AUGGAUCCCGACGACAUGGAGAAGACGGCAUUCAUCACACCCAGGGGCCUCUUCUGCUACCUAGUUAUGCCGUUCGGCCUUAAGAAUGCUGGUGCCACAUUCCAAAGAAUGGUAUACUUGUUGUUCGGAAUCCUCAUCGGCGAAAUCAUGGAAGCUUAUAUCGACGAUAUGGUGGUGAAAAGUCUCAAGGCUGAGAAUCACCUCUCUCAUCUUGCCGAAGUCUUUGCAAUCUUGAAGAAGCACAAGCUACGGCUUAACGCCGACAAAUGUGCCUUCGGAGUCAGCUCAGGGAAGUUCCUCGGCUACUUGGUUACUCGGCGCGGUAUCGAGGCAGAUCCGAACCAGAUCCUAGCUAUUCAGCAAUUAAAACCACCGUCCACUCCUCGGGAAAUUCAGAAGCUCACUGGGAUGGCAGCGGCUCUCAACAGGUUUAUCAGCCGCUCGUCGGAUAAGUGCCAUGUCUUCUUUCAAACGCUUAAGAAGCAAAGCCGACGAAGUUUCAAGUGGACGGAAGAUUGUGAUGCAGCCCUUGCCGAGCUGAAGUCUUAUCUCAGUUCGGCCCCUCUCCUUGUCAAGCCGGUAGCCUUCGAAACUCUUCAUCUCUAUCUAGCUGUCUCUCCACACGCUGUUAGCUCGGCACUUGUCCGAAGGGAAGGCCUUGAGGACCAACCAAUCUACUUUUCUAGCCGAACCUUGCUCCCGGCACAAACUAGAUAUCUGCCACUGGAGAAGCUUCUUCUAGCAUUGGUUACAGCAGCUCGGAAAUUGCUCCCUUAUUUUCAAGAGCACCCCAUCAUUGUUCUCACGGAGUUUCCACUUAAGAACCUCUUGAGGAAGGCUGAUCUAUCUAGCAGAGCACAAGUAUUGGCAGACUUUAUUGCUGAAUUCACCCCUGGAAGCCCGGACGAGGAAACACUGGUAAAGCCUAAUUACGGGAUGCUGGAACAACAAGAGGCUCGGAAAGUUUGGAACUUAUUUAGCGGAGACGUUUGGAAGUUGCACGUGGACGGGGCAUCCAACAGCAACGGCUCGGGCGCAGGGGUCGUUCUUCUGAUCGUCAAUCAAAUAACAGGUGAUUAUGAAGCUCGGGACCCAAGAAUGAUUAAGUAUCAGGCUACCGCUCUAGAGCUAAUCCGAGGGUUCAAAGGAUUCCGAAUCGAACAGAUCAACAGAGAGAACAACGCUCAUGCCGAUGCUCUUGCUAGUCUUGCCUCGGCAAGCAAAGCAUCUGAAUACCGACAUAUCAGCCUCGGCGAGAUCCUUGAGCCGAGCUUUGAAGUAUCGGAAGAAGAGGCCCACCGUGUACGCAGCAAAGCAGCCUACUACUGGAUCUCUGAGCUCGGCCAACUAUACAGGAAAAGCUUCACUGGGCCAUACCUUCGGGUAGUUCACCCAACCGAGGUCCCGAUUAUUUUAACCGAGCUCCACUCUGGCAGCUGCGGUUGUCACUCUGGCGGCCGUUCCCUAUGUCAAAGAGCUCUAAGUCAAGGAUACUUUUGGAAAGGAAUGAAGAAGGAUUGUGAAGAAGUGGUCAGAAGAUUCUUCAAUUCAACCCCAUCCUACCCCCAGGGCAACGGCCAGGCCGAAGCCACUAACAAGACUGUUUGCGCUGGCAUCAAACGUCGGCUGGACUCUAAACGAGGAAAAUGGGCCGAAGAACUUCCUAGGGUCCUCUGGGCCUACCGCUCCACCCCCAGACGCUCUACCGGCCAAACUCCCUUUGCAAUGGCUUUCGGCAUGGAGGCUGUCAUACCACUGGAAUCGAAGUUCCCGACCCUGCGCACCGAAACCUUUGAUCUAGAAUCUAACAAUGAUGCAGUGGCAACCGAGCUAAUCUUAGCCGAAGAAAAACGAGACGAUGCUCAGCUCAAGUUAGCCAACUAUCAGCAAGAAGUCGCUCGGGGCUACAAUCGAAGAGUAAGGCUUAAGAAGUUCAGAACCGAUGACUGGGUCUGGAGGAAGGAAGGCCUACCUCUGAACACUCUCGUCGGUCGCACUCUAUCACACCACCUAUCAAGUCUAUUACUUUUCCCUUACCAAAGUGCUGUACUUGUCUUGGCAGUCUUUUUAAUGAAAAGUAUCUCCUACUUCUGGAGUAUCAGUGUUCUUCAUAUUUGA
Messenger RNA from Rhododendron vialii, 2118 nucleotides. RefSeq lists its product as uncharacterized. The transcript is spliced from 6 exons. The coding region runs from base 1 to 2118 and encodes 705 amino acids. Gene Ontology annotation, molecular function: nucleic acid binding. NCBI's taxonomy places the organism in Eukaryota, Viridiplantae, Streptophyta, Magnoliopsida, Ericales, Ericaceae. The record is from RefSeq and is a predicted model, not a curated record.